UUACACGGCGUUACGUGCGUUACCUGUAUUUAUUCCGAUUUCCAAGAAGAAUUGUCUCCUUUCUCUCGUAUAGGUAGACACGUUCAAGCUACCAGGGGCGGUAUCGUCGUGAGUGGUUGAGUAUACUGCGGACGCUUUCCUGGACCACCAUCUACGGCGAGGAAUGAAAGCGACCGCGGUAACCCCCACAGUUUUAAUCGAAUCACGUGACCAUUCACCCGAAGACGGCAGGCGGCGCGAAAAGGACGGACAAGACGAGACGACGCCCGGUCACGCCCGACCGGUAGCAACUCCAAGUUCGCCAUUCUCCACAGGCAAACAUCAACUCGUCUCACAGGAAGGCCGGGACAGGGGGCUCGGGCUCUCAGUCAGAGACGGUUCCAAGCACCGCGUUGGCAUCGCUACACGCGGCCAGGCAGCAAAGCCCAGGCGACUGCACGACCCUUCUCCCGCUCGCUGUCCGCGUUCCGGCGCAUCGACUCCAGCCGACCGAUCGCGUGGAAGCCAAUCCAAGACGAGUCGUCGCAGCAGGCUUAACACAAGGCGGGGGAGACGCGUCCGUUCGCCGAACAGAUCGAACCCGAGUUCGGUCCAGACGCUGCGGACGGGCGUGAGCCCCGAACGCGUGCUCGGUCCAUUUCCGGUUCGUUCGAGGAAACACAAGCCGAGUCCGACGAAAAACGCGGCCGCUUCGAACUUUGGCGGAAGCGGUAGUACGCCGCCUCCGUUACUGUUGGAUGCGAAUGGUGGCGGUACAAGAGCGGUCGUUUCGCCGGACCCUGGGGCAACAGAAACGACAACAGCGCCAUCUCCAGCACUACGCGAAAAAACGGCGGCCAUGCUUCUGAAGGCAAAGUCGCCACAGUCGGCCCGCAGUCUCGACCCAGUGCUCAAGAACCUUCAGUGCGUCGCCAAGUGCGCCGUGGAGCUGUCGCUACUGCUGGCCGCGCUCGUGACACUCACCGUCUGGCUGCGCCACAACGCGGUGGCUCCGGUGACCGCCAGCCCGUGUUCCACAGUCGGUUGCACGGCGCACUCGGCCGAGUUCAACGGCACUCUCAACUACAGCGUCGACCCUUGCGUCGACGUGGACGCGUUCGUCUGCUCCAUGUGGCGCAGUCGCGGCUCCGGCGAGGACCACAGUUCGUUGAGCCUGCUCGCCCACGUGAUCCGCGAGUACGAGGCGAGCGUGGCGGAGAUCUUCUUGACGGGCAGGACCGAAUUUGCGGCAUCCAGGAUGGCGACGGACUUUUUGCGCAAGUGCACUCAGCGACAAGCUGCGCCAUCUCUGGACAACUUCAAGCACUUCUUCGCACUCAGUUCUCUACCGUGGCCUUUUGACGCCACGGAGAGUGUUGACACCGGUUUGCGCCCUUUGGAACGUGUCCUCAACCUGAGCCUGAUGUGGGACAUCGACACGUGGUUCCGAGCCUACAUGAAUUCAGCCCCAGCUUACAAGUCCAACACCACUGGGGUCCUAACGUUGUUUGUUGAGACCAGCGCAGAGCCGUCUGUGUGGCUCGACUUCGUGCGAUCUCUCGAGAUGACCCAGAGUCGAAUGCACUACUACCGACGCAUGCAUGACGCCUACAACGGCACCCUUCCGGACAGCGCCGAGGUCGUCCGUCGACUCGCCACCGAAAAGAAAAUCCUGUCCAUCCUGGACACCGUGCGGGCAUCGCGGACCGGCGCCAAGUCCGUGGUGACCAGCUUGCGCAAGAUCUUAGCCGCCGUCGCCCACACGGAACUCUCCGACUGGCUCGAACCAAUCAGGGCAGCCUCUGGCUCGAAGGCCGCUGACGUAAACGCCCUCGUGUCUGUGCAAGACGUGCGUUUGCUGCGGGCCGUUGACGAGUUGCUCUCGGCUCACAGCUCUCGAACGCUGCUGGAACACUUGUCCUGGUGGCUGCUUCAGCGGCUGACGGUGAUUGGCUGGCCGCAGGCGUACGACGUCAUCGCCGGGAGCGAAACGGUAACCUCCACGUGCUUUCCGCGGUCUCUGGAUAGUGCGGGGUAG
This is a messenger RNA of Dermacentor andersoni, 2017 nucleotides long. RefSeq lists its product as uncharacterized. Gene Ontology annotation, molecular function: metalloendopeptidase activity. Gene Ontology annotation, biological process: proteolysis. NCBI's taxonomy places the organism in Eukaryota, Metazoa, Arthropoda, Arachnida, Ixodida, Ixodidae. The record is from RefSeq and is a predicted model, not a curated record.